GCUGGUCGUCCUCAAAUCACCAGAGUUCCAAGCGCAGGGCACCGCCAAUACGAUGCAGGCUCUCGGUUGCCUUCGUGUCGAUGGCGGGCUGGUGUUCGCUGCUCCGGGAUCCGCGGCAAAGGUGGAGGAGCUUUCACCGCAGAACCCGUCGAAUGCCGUCUGGAGAGCUGGGAAGGUGACCUCAGAUCACCCGAACUUCGUGGCAUCCCUCUUCGCGUCUGUGGAAGCACGAAGAGGGGAGUCCCACGCACAGCAUCCGGUCAGUGCAGCCUGGACGCCGGCCACAUUUCGCCACAGGAAGGAAGCCACGAUGAAGAUGACCGGGGAAAGGCUAGUUGCAGGUGUCUUGGAGCCACAGGAUCUAUCCAACGCCGUGCGAGAUCAUGCGAAG
This is a messenger RNA of Symbiodinium sp. CCMP2456, 391 nucleotides long. NCBI's taxonomy places the organism in Eukaryota, Dinophyceae, Suessiales, Symbiodiniaceae. The record is from the annotation of a GenBank genome assembly.